Messenger RNA from Auxenochlorella protothecoides, 957 nucleotides. RefSeq names its product putative chlorophyll(ide) b reductase NYC1, chloroplastic. The record is from RefSeq and is a predicted model, not a curated record. Gene Ontology annotation, biological process: PSII associated light-harvesting complex II catabolic process; chlorophyll catabolic process. NCBI's taxonomy places the organism in Eukaryota, Viridiplantae, Chlorophyta, Trebouxiophyceae, Chlorellales, Chlorellaceae. Bases 1 to 957 code for a protein of 318 amino acids. The transcript is spliced from 4 exons. Gene Ontology annotation, molecular function: chlorophyll(ide) b reductase activity.
AUGGCGCCGCACUUUGACCUGCCGUCCUUUGGUGUCGGCAUCCUUGCGCAGACGGCCCUGCUCCUGGUGGGCAGAGCCAUCCUGUCCAGUCUCAAGACGUCGGCAAGAUUUCGAGCGGACAAUACGCCCCACCCAUCUGGCCUCAAGGUGGUGAUCACAGGCGGCACGCGAGGUCUUGGCCUGGCCCUGGCCCGCCAGUUCCUGGCGCUGGGGGAUGACGUGGUCAUUUGCAGCCGGCAUGCCGAGGCCGUGGAGCGCACGGUCUCGGCCCUGCGGGACGCCUUCCCGGGCGCUGUCGUGGCGGGGGCCGCCUGCGACGUGUCGGUGCCAGAGGAUGUGGACCGCCUGGGGGCCGAGGCGCAGGAGAUCCUGGGUGGCAUAGACAUCUGGGUCGCCAACGCCGCACUGCGCGGCCUGGCGAGGGCAGACCUGGUGCACACCAGCCCCGGGGACAUCCAGGCCAUCGUGGGGGCCAACCUGACUGGCAGCCUCCUCUGCGCACGCACCGCCCUCAAGAUCAUGAGCGAGUCUGGGUGCAAAGGAAAGUUCUUCCUCAUGGCCGGCAGAGGGUCGCGUGGCGACGCCACUCCCAAGAACCCUGUGUACGGCGCGACGAAGCAGGCACUCGUCCAGCUCAGCGCUUCGCUGGCUGCCUCAGUGCAGGGAAGUCCAGUCAGCGUGCACCUGGUGUCCCCCGGCAUGGUGGCCACCGAUCUCCUCUUACCCCUGGCCGACACCGCCAAGUCGGCCCGCCUCAUCAACAUCCUGGCUGAGGAGCCUGAGACUGUUGCCGGCUGGCUGGUCCCACGCCUGAGGGGUGCCACAGGCAACGGAGGAUACCUGCAGUACCUCACGAUUCCAGGUGCAUUGUUUCGGUUUGCCACAGCCGGACGGCGCAGGAAUCGGUUCGUCUCGGAGAGCCAGAGCCGGGUGGGAGCUGGGUUUACCCGGAUUUGA